AAUGUCUCAGUUAGCACUUAUCAACAAUUUGUCUUAUGUUGAGGAAGCAUCAAUGCAUAUUUAGGAUCAUGAUUCUUCACAACUUCGGUACAUAAAUUCAAUAUAUCUUCUAGUUAUUGAUCAUGAGAGUACUGGUUCAACAAAGCUAAGUUAAGAUGCUGAGUGCAAUAUCAAAAGAAGAGUUCCUCUUCCUUGUUAAGAAGUAUUAUGAUAUUCUCACUGUUGCACUACUGUUUUCUAUCGGAGUUGCAUUUUUCGUCUCUAAAUUAGCAUGGAGAAAGGUCACAGGUUCCAGAGGUCACAUCCCUGGCCGGUUGGGGUUACCCUUUAUUGGUGAAACCAUUUCUUUUAUGUCAGCAACCAAUAGCACAAGAGGAUGCUAUGAUUUUAUCAGAUUCCGGCGAAUAUGGUAUGGGAAGUGGUUCAAGACGAGAAUUUUUGGCAAGAUCCAUGUGUUUGUUCCAAGUACAGAGGGUGCAAAAAUGAUAUUUUCUAAUGAUUUUGCUAAGUUCAACAAAGGAUAUGUGAAAUCAAUGGCAGAUUGUAUUGGAGAUAAAAGCUUGCUCUGUGUACCACAUGAGAACCAUAAAAGAAUAAGGCGCUUAUUAUCAGAUCCUUUCUCCAUGAAUUCUUUAUCUUCGUUCAUUGAGAAAUUCGAUAGAAUGCUGUGUCAGAAGCUGAAGAAACUAGAACAAGGUGGGAAAAGCUUUUCGGUGCUUGACUUCAGUAUGAGGAUGACAUUUGAUGCGAUGUGCUGCAUGCUAAUGAGUGUCAUGGAUGAGCCCUUGCUAAGGCAGCUUGAGAAAGACUGCACUGCAGUCUCGGAUGGAAUCUUAUCUGUUCCUGUCAUGAUUCCAGGCACUAGAUAUUACAAAGGCAUCAAGGCACGCAGACGUCUCAUGGAAACCUUUAAAGACAUGAUUGCCAGAAGAAGGAGUGGGAAGGAGUUGCCAGAACCAGAAGAUUUCCUACAGUCCAUGUUGCGAAGAGACUCAUACCCUCCCAAUGAAAAGCUGCAAGACUCAGAAAUCAUGGACAACCUAAUGACACUUAUAAUUGCAGGGCAGACGACCACUUCAGCUGCAAUGAUGUGGAGUGUCAAGUUUCUGGAUGAGAACCAACAAGUCCAAGACAUUCUUAGGGAGGAACAAUUGUCUAUAGCCACAUCCAAGCCCGAAGGAGCAUCAAUUACCCUUGAAGAUAUUAAUAAUAUGUCCUACUGUUGGAAGGUUGUUAAAGAAACAGUAAGGAUGUCAACUGUGGUUAUGUGGUAUCCUCGAGUUGCACUCAGUGACUGUACUAUAGAAGGUUUUGAGAUAAAGAAAGGGUGGCAUGUGAACAUUGACGCGACAUGCAUACACAACGACCCAGAUUUGUACCCAGACCCUACUAAAUUCAACCCUUCUAGAUUUGAUGAAAUACAAAAGCCAUAUAGUUUCAUACCAUUUGGGUCAGGACCCAGGACAUGUUUGGGAAUCAAUAUGGCCAAGAUGACAAUGAUGAUCUUUCUUCACCGUCUCACUACUGCAUACAGGUGGACAGUCGAUGAUCUUGAUACCAGUCUAGAAAAGAAGGCCCAUAUUCCUAGACUAAGAAGUGGUUGUCCAAUUACCUUGACGGCGCGGCCUUGUAAGUAAGGGAGUAAAACUAGUCGUGUUGUAUCUAAAAACAUUUCUGUACGUAUAAUCCACUCUUCAACUUUGUUGCCUACACUAAAACAUUUCUUUGUACUAUUUAACUCGAUCGUUUGUAAGG
Rosa chinensis is the source of this 1755-nucleotide messenger RNA. RefSeq names its product cytochrome P450 716B1. The record is from RefSeq and is a predicted model, not a curated record. Gene Ontology annotation, molecular function: heme binding; iron ion binding; monooxygenase activity. Bases 156 to 1637 code for a protein of 493 amino acids. Gene Ontology annotation, biological process: brassinosteroid homeostasis; multicellular organism development; sterol metabolic process. The transcript has 9 exons. Lineage: Eukaryota; Viridiplantae; Streptophyta; Magnoliopsida; Rosales; Rosaceae.